AUGUCGUCCGACGGAGAGUUCACCAGAACCCAGAUUUUUGGAACUGUGUUUGAAAUUACCAAUAGAUAUACAGACCUCAACCCUGUUGGAAUGGGUGCAUUCGGUCUUGUUUGUUCUGCAAUCGAUAAACUCACAGGACAAAACGUUGCUGUUAAAAAGAUCAUGAAACCAUUCCUGACUUCAGUAUUGGCCAAGCGUACAUACAGAGAAUUGAAGUUGUUGAAACAUCUUAGACAUGAAAAUCUUAUUACUCUUGAUGAUAUUUUUUUAUCUCCAUUAGAAGAUAUCUAUUUUGUUACUGAACUUCAAGGUACUGACUUGCAUAGGCUUUUAACCUCUAGACCAUUGGAAAAACAAUUCAUCCAGUACUUCACAUAUCAAAUAUUACGUGGGUUGAAAUACGUGCACUCAGCUGGUGUUAUCCAUCGUGAUUUAAAACCAUCCAAUAUUUUGAUCAAUGAAAACUGUGAUUUAAAGAUUUGUGACUUUGGAUUAGCUAGAAUCCAAGAUCCUCAAAUGACUGGGUAUGUUUCUACUCGUUAUUAUAGAGCUCCAGAAAUCAUGUUAACCUGGCAAAAAUAUGAUACUGAAGUGGAUUUAUGGUCAGUUGGAUGUAUUUUAGCAGAAAUGAUCGAAGGUAAACCACUCUUCCCAGGUAAGGAUCAUGUUCAUCAAUUUUCUAUUAUCACUGAAUUAUUAGGAUCUCCACCACCAGAUGUCAUCGAUACUAUAUGUUCUGAAAAUACCUUGAGAUUUGUUCAAUCAUUACCUCAUAGAGAUCCAAUCCCAUUCACCGAAAGAUUCCAACAAUGUACUCAUGUUGAACCAGAGGCAAUCGACUUACUUGAUAAGAUGUUGGUCUUUGACCCAAAGAAGAGAAUCAGUGCUGUUGACGCCUUGACCCACCCAUACAUGGAACCAUACCAUGAUCCAACCGAUGAACCAGCAUGUGAAGUGAAGUUUGAUUGGAGUUUUAAUGAUGCCGAUCUUCCAGUGGAUACAUGGAGAGUUAUGAUGUACAGUGAGAUCUUAGACUUUCACCAAAUUGUUGGUGCUGGACAAGCCCAAGAAGAUCAAUUAGCUCAAAUUCAACAAGAGGGAAUCCAAGCACCAAGUAAUGGUCAACAACAAAAGGUAGAGUAA
[Candida] anglica is the source of this 1143-nucleotide messenger RNA. The record is from the annotation of a GenBank genome assembly. NCBI's taxonomy places the organism in Eukaryota, Fungi, Ascomycota, Pichiomycetes, Serinales, Debaryomycetaceae.